This is a messenger RNA of Aureobasidium namibiae CBS 147.97, 699 nucleotides long. RefSeq lists its product as uncharacterized. Gene Ontology annotation, cellular component: nucleus. The record is from RefSeq and is a predicted model, not a curated record. Lineage: Eukaryota; Fungi; Ascomycota; Dothideomycetes; Dothideales; Saccotheciaceae. The coding region runs from base 1 to 699 and encodes 232 amino acids. The transcript is spliced from 4 exons.
AUGUCGCGCUUUGUCUCGGGGGGAACUGUAGACAAACCUACUGAGCGAGACGAUGAAUGGCUGAAGGCACAGGAGACAAUUGAAGCUGCGCGACGGAAGAAGGAAGACGAAGCCAGACAGCACGGAGGAAAGAGCUUGUACGAGGUCCUUCAGGCUAAUAAAGAUGCGAAGCAGGAGGCCUUCGAAGAGGCAGCUAAACUCAAGAAUCAAUUCAGAUCUCUAGAUCAAGAUGAGGUCGAGUUUCUGGACACGGUGAUGGAAUCGACGAGGGCCAAGGAGGAGGCCGUGAAGAGGGAGACUGCCGAGCGACUCGAAGCCUUCAGGCGCCAGCAAGAGGAUACCGAGAAAGCUUCCCGUGGAGAUGCCCCUGAAGCGAGCAACCAAUCUGAAGCAGAUACUUGGGCCUUCAAUGCUCGCAAGCGAAAACGAACCCGAGACAAGGAAGCCAUUGCAGGUCUCAAGCUGCGCAAGAGCUCUUCAUCAAUGGCCCAGAUGACUUCUGACGCAGGACCAGCAGAAGCAGUAUCAGACGACCAAAUUCCGUCACUGUCGAGUCCCGCUCCUACACCUGCCAAUCAGCCGGUCAAAUCUGUGCAGCUACCCGUCGCGGGCGCACCAGCGACCGCUGCCGCUUCAUCAGCCCCGGCACCUGCUGCAGCACUUGGUCUCGCGGCCUACUCAUCCGACGACGACGAUUGA